UAUACAUUGUGACUACGCUCUCUGUGUCUAACAUUAUAGGAUGGACAGAAGAAAUGUCAUUUCUUUGCUCUUCAUUACUCAAGGCAUUCUGCUGAAAUUCUGCAUGCCAUUCAAUGUUGGGCUCUCCGGUAACAAAGUACUUUCCGGUCCAAAAGAUGUACAGUUUGGUUAUGCCAUUCAACAAUUCAAGAAUUCAGAGGGAAACUGGCUGCUGGUUAGCUCCCCUUGGAGUGGAUUUCCUAAGAACCGGAUGGGGGAUGUCUACAAAUGUCAAGUCGGUCUAUUAUCACCACCAUGCAGUAAACUGAGCUUGGCAAGUGCCAGUAUUAUCCCAAAUGUAACUGAAGUGAAGGAACAAAUGAACCUUGGCCUAACACUGAUAAGAAAUGAAAAUACUGGUGGAUUCUUAACAUGUGGCCCAUUAUGGGCCCAGCAAUGUGGAAAUAAUUUUUAUGCAACAGGAAUGUGCUCUGAUAUAAGCCCAACAUUCCAGGUCCUCAGAAGCUUUUCUCCUGCUCUUCAGACAUGCACAUCAGAAAUUGAUAUCGCUAUUGUAUGUGAUGGAUCAAACAGCAUUUAUCCAUGGUCAGCAGUUCGAAACUUUUUGGAGAAGUUUGUUGAGGGUUUAGAUGUUGGACCUACAAAGACUCAGGUGAGUCUGAUACAGUAUGGAAAUUUUCCAAGUGUGAUGUUUAGAAUGAACCGCUACACCAAUAAAGAAGAUAUGAUGAAAGCUAUAUCUGGUACCUCUCAAAUGGGAGGAGACCAGACAAACACCUUCAAAGCAAUUGACUUCACCAGGCAGUCUGCAUUUUCUGCUGAAUAUGGAGGACGUCCCAAUGCUAACAAAGUCAUGGUGGUCAUUACCGAUGGUGAAUCUCAUGACAACGCAAUACUAAAGGACGUCAUCACGCGCUGUGAAAAGGAUAAGAUUACACGAUUUGGCAUAGCGGUAUUAGGAUAUUACAAUAGAUACAGCAUUGACAGCAAAAACCUCAUUAAUGAAAUCAAAGGAAUCGCCAGUGACCCCAAGGAGAAAUUCUUCUUUAAUGUGUCAGAUGAAGUUGCACUUUUAGAUAAAGCUGGAACCUUGGGAGAAAGGAUUUUUAGCAUCGAAGGAACCACACAAGGAGGUGAAACUUUUCAGAUGGAAAUGUCACAAGUAGGCUUCAGUGCACAGUACUCACAGAACAAGAAAUCUCUGAUGUUGGGAGCUGUUGGUGCUUAUGACUGGAGCGGCACUGUUGUGCACCAAAAUUCAAAUGAAUUCUCUAUUUUCCCCCACAAUGCCUUUGAAAAAGUUCUUCAUGACCGAAAUCAAAGUUCUUAUUUAGGAUAUUCUGUUGCCAUUCUCAAUGUGGGGAACUCGGUGAACUUUGUUGCUGGAGCCCCAAGAACGAACUACACUGGUCAGGUUGUGGUGUACACCAUUAAUGAUAAGGGGAAUGUGACAAUCCUUCAGAUACAGAGAGGAGAACAGAUUGGCUCCUAUUACGGCAGUGUGCUGUGCGCUAUAGAUGUGGACAGGGAUUCUAUCACGGAUGUGUUGUUAGUAGGAGCCCCCAUGUUCAUGAAUGAGAACAAGAAAGAACAAGGACAAGUCUAUUUAUUUUCUAUAAAUGGGGGAACUUUAAGUCAGCGUGAACUCUUGGAAGGCCCUGACAAUUUGGAGAAUGCUCGGUUCGGGGCAGCUAUAUCAGCAAUAUCUGAUAUUGAUCUGGAUGGUUUUAAUGAUGUUAUUGUUGGAGCACCUUUAGAACAUGAGGCCAGCGGUGCUGUUUAUAUUUACAAUGGAAAUAAAAAUACAAUCAGGACCAAGUAUUCCCAGAAAAUACUUGGAUCCUCAAUUAACACACAAUUGCAGUUUUUUGGAAGAUCAGUUGAUGGACACAUAGAUUUGAAUGGAGAUUCCAUCACUGACGUGUCUGUUGGUGCGUAUGGGAAAGUAAUUCAGUUUUGGUCACUGGGUAUAGCAGAUGUGUCCAUAAAGGCAUCAUUUAUCCCAGAUAAAAUAAUUCUCACAAACAAAAAUAGUGAGAUUACUGUAAAAAUCUGCUUCAUGGCAAGAUUCAGACCAGCUAAUUCCAAGAGUCAAUCCGUGGCUAUCACUUACAACGCUACAUUAGAUGCCGAUCUCCUAUCUUCAAGAGUGACAUCUAGAGGACAAUUUAAGGAGACUGGUGACCGAGCUAUAAUGAGAAACAUUGAUAUCAGCACAGAAGAAAGAUGUUUUGAACACAUUUUUAAUGUUCAGGAGACAUCAGACUCGGAAAAUGCACUGGCGGUACGCAUCAAUAUUGCCGCUCAGAAACCAAACACCAGCCCAGUUUUAAACCCGUAUUCAUCUGGUUCAAGCGAAUUGUUUAUUCCCUUCCUAAAAGACUGCGGUGAUGAUGGAAUUUGCACCUCAGAUCUUUUACUACAAGUGGAGCAGAAACCAAAGGAUGUACAAAAGUGAAUAAUAUGUCCUUUUUUUUUUUUUUUUUUUUUUUUUAAUGUUGUCAGCGACAAGAACAGGCGGCUGCUUUUCCAAGUGACUCUGACCAACAAAAGAGAUGGGGAAAAUGCAUACAACGCAAAGCUGAAAGCUGUUUUCUCAGAAAAUUUGUUCUUUGCAUCUUCAACGACUUCAAGCGAUGGAACAGAGGUGUUGUGCCAAGUUGGUAAUGCUCAAGGUUCCGUGACCUGCCUUGUAGGUUUUCCUUUCUUGAAGCCAGGACAAACGGUGACGUUUGAUAUUGGAUUUGAUUUUAACCUUAAACAUCUUCAGGAUAAAGCAUAUAUAUUCUUCCAGGUCACAAGUGAAAGCAAAGAAGCCUAUGAAGAAGACAAUACCAUUAACAGAACAAUUCAUGUUCAAUAUGAUGCAGAGAUCCACUUAACAAGGUCCACCAACAUUAACUUCUAUGAGGUGUUCUCUGGAGCCAAUGUGCCCUCACGGAUAAACAAUUUUGAUGGAAUUGGUCCUGAAUAUAACUUCACAAUAAAAAUCAGUCCUGGAACCAUGCCAGUGAGAGCGGCAUUCUUAACCAUUAAUAUCCCAGCGUUCACCAAAGGUAACAACCCUCUGAUGUACAUCACCUCAGUGCAGACAGAUCAGGUUAAUGGAAUCGCUUGCAAUCCCAGCGUUAAUCCUCUUCAGAUAGGAAUAAAAGAAUAUGUCGUUUCAUUCAAUGAGGAGAACCUUCGGAAUGUCCGUGAAUUAAGCUGUGAUAACACAAAGUGCACCACAUUUAAGUGUGUGAUUGAAGACCUGCAACCCAGAGAUUACUUUGUGAACGUAUCGACCAGAAUAUGGAACGGGACCUUUGCAGCUUCAUCAUUCCAAGCACUGGAGUUGGUAGCAAGAGCAAAGCUUGAAACGUCCAACCCUGAGUUAUUUCUUGUCAGCAAGAACUAUUUAUUGAUUCCACUCACAGUAAUAAAGCCUGGUGAGAAGUCUGAGGUUCCUAUUGGAGUGAUCAUUGGAAGUGCGUUAGCUGGACUGCUCUUACUUGCUGCAUUGGUGGCUGGUCUGUGGAAGCUUGGCUUUUUCAAAAGAAAAUAUCAAAAACUUCAGAAAACUGAAGAUGAAAUGGCAGAGACUGCUCAACUUAAUUAACCAUCGCCUUAUUUUUUUGUAAUAACUGUAAUUUCUUAAGGAGAAUUAUUUGUACAAAGCUCUUUUUUAUUUUAUAAAAUCAGGAAAGUUAUUUUUAUCAAACUGCAGGGCAGUUUGUUUUUUGGUAUCGUCUUUUUUAUUAUAUACCUUGACUAGCUGGACUGGGGAUCUUCGCUACAAUUUUGUGGUUUGAAAUGUUAGUUUUUACAUAGUUGAACAUUUUUUUUUAUGCAGUUGUACAUUUUGGUUUACAUUUUGUGUGUUUGGGAAUUUCAUUAUUUGGAUUACAAAUGUAUAGUUGCUUUUAUC
Molecule: messenger RNA, 3910 nt
Organism: Nanorana parkeri
Lineage: Eukaryota; Metazoa; Chordata; Amphibia; Anura; Dicroglossidae
Gene: ITGA2
Product: integrin subunit alpha 2
Exons: 30
Biological process (GO): cell-cell adhesion; cell adhesion mediated by integrin; integrin-mediated signaling pathway
Cellular component (GO): external side of plasma membrane; integrin complex
Molecular function (GO): integrin binding
Source: RefSeq, a predicted model, not a curated record